AAAUUUUGUAGCAAUGUGACAAAUGAAAGCCACUAUAAAGAUCGAUCACAUCUUCCUUCCUUUCUCAUGAAUAUAACACAAACCUGUUUUGAACCAUGAGACAAGUUAACAUUCUUCUUCUUCUUGUGUUUCUCACUGCAGAAACUAUUGAGUACACCUCCUGCAUUGAAAACUCAAAUGGGUCUUGUUUUGAAAAUGAGAGGCAAGCCCUUUUGAGGUUCAAGCAGGACCUUAUUGAUCCAUCAAACCUGCUCUCCUCUUGGGGGGGCGGUGAAGGGGAUUGCUGCAAAUGGGCUGGAGUUGUCUGCAACAAUGUAACUGGUAAUGUCAAGGAGCUCAAACUCCGAAAUCCACUCGCAGAUUGCACAAAUUAUGCUGAUUGUGAAUCAUAUGUGAGGUCCAGGCUGGGUGGUAAGGUAAACCCUUCCUUGCUCAAUUUGAAGCAACUGAGUCACUUAGACCUAAGCAACAACGAUUUCAGGGGAAUUCCAAUUCCAACCUUCAUUGGUUCCUUUGGGAGCUUAAGAUAUCUUAGCCUCUCCUAUGCAGGAUUUGGGGGAGUAAUCCCUCAUCAACUCGGGAACCUCUCGAGUUUGCAAUAUCUUGAUCUUACUGGAGAUUUCGAGGGACUAAUUCCUCAUCAACUGGGAAAUCUUUCAAGUUUGCGCUAUCUCAAACUUCGUGGUGGUUUUGUUGAGAAUCUCCAAUGGCUUUAUGGUCAUUCCUUGCUGCAGCACAUUGAUUUGAGUUAUGUCAACCUUACCAGAGCAUCUGACUGGCUUCAGGUAACAAAUAUGCUCCCUUCUUUGGUAGAGUUACGCUUGUCUGGUUGCGGUCUUGAUCACCUUCCUGCCGUACCUGUUGUUAAUUUUACUUCUCUUGCAACCCUUGAUCUUUCCUUCAACAACUUUCAAUUUUCAAUCCCCGAUUGGUUGUUUAUUAGUCUCAAAGGCCUUGAUACUCUUAAUCUUCAAUUCUGUGGUUUUCAUGGGCCAAUUCCUAGUGGUCUUCGAAACAUGACUGCUCUUCGCAAUCUUGUUCUGUCCUACAAUUUGUUCAAUUCUACCAUACCUGACUGGCUAUAUAGUUUUAGCCAUCUUGAAUUCCUUGACCUGUCAUUCAAUGAGUUGCAAGGUGUGAUCUCUAGUCCAAUUGGAAGCCUGACUUCUGUCGUUACACUCGACUUCUCAUUUAAUAAGCUUGAAGGAAAAUUGCCUACUUCUUUUGAAAAUCUUUGCAGCCUGAAAGAAAUUAAUUUGUCAGGUACAAACGUUGGUGGCAAUAUAUCCGAAUAUUUCAAUAUAUUCUCCAAAUGCAUUUUAGAUGGAUUGGAAACUCUAGAUUUAUCAGGAACUCAACUUUCUGGCCAUUUUCCUGAUGCUGCUCAUCAAAUCGCACAAUCUAAAAAUCUGGUAGCCCUCGUGCUUAUAAGUUGUUUUCUUUUCGGUCACAUUCCAGAAUCUUUGGGGGGACUAUCGACCUUGCAAUAUUUUGAAGUUUAUAAUAAUUCUCUUUCUGGUCACAUUCCAGUGUCUUUAGGAGGAUUGUCAUCUUUGAAAUAUUUAGAUAUUGCUAAUAAUAACUUGAGUGGACCUGUUCCGGAAAGUCUUGGACAACUUGCAAAGCUGGAAGUAGUAUGGAUAUCUGGAAAUUCAUUACAAGGUGUUAUAUCUGAAGUUCACUUUGCCAACCUCACAAGAUUAAGACAAUUCGGUGGAGCUGCAAAUCAUUUGGUCUUGCAAGUGGGUCCAACUUGGGUUCCUCAAUUUCAACUUGAUAUGCUAACACUAGGCUCAUGCCAAUUGGGGCCACAAUUUCCACCAUGGCUUCAGUCACAAAAGAAUUUAGCGGUUCUGGAUCUAUCCAACAAUGGGAUUUCAGAUGUCAUUCCCAAUUGGUUUUGGAACUUAUCUUCCAAGGUUUACUUUUUAAAUCUCUCUCGCAAUCAUUUCCAUGGUGAGAUUGUUGAUAUGCCUUUAGUUUUUUCUAUUUCGACAAUAGUUGAUCUAAGUUCUAAUCACUUCAGAGGUACGUUACCCCAUAUAUCUUCAGGUGCAAUUACACUGGAUCUCUCUAACAAUUCAUUUUCAGGAUCUAUUUCCCACUUCUUAUGUUACAGGAUGGAUCAACCAAAGAACUUGCAACUUCUUAAUCUCGAGGGAAAUCUUUUAUCAGGAGAAAUUCCCGAUUGUUGGAUGAGCUGGGUUGGGCUUGAAUUCCUAAAUUUAGGAAACAACAAUCUGACUGGAAAAAUUCCAAGCUCCAUGGGAUCAUUAAAUCACCUCAAAUCGUUGCAUUUGCGUAACAAUAGCCUUUUUGGAGAACUACCUAUGUCAUUACAUAACUGUACUGGGUUAGUGGCUAUGGACUUGGGUGAAAAUGAAUUUUCAGGAAGCAUACCAACAUGGAUUGGAGAGAGACUUGUUAAUCUUAAGAUCCUCAUCCUACGGUCAAAUAAGUUGCACAACGGCAUUCCAGAAGAACUUUGUGCACUCGUUUCACUUCAAAUCUUGGACCUUGCACAUAACAAUUUAUGGGGAAGCAUACCAAGAUGUUUCAGGAAUCUAAGUGCCAUGAACAUACAGCAAAACUCAACUGAGCAGAUGUUAUAUGUCUCUAAUGCUACCAUUGCAUACUUCUUUAAUGGUAUUAUGGAGAAUGCGAUACUAGUGAUGAAAGGGAAAGUGCUUGGAUAUAGCACCAUCCUUCAACUGGUAACGAGCAUGGACCUUUCAGGUAACAAUUUAUCAGGAAAGAUUCCCAAAGAAUUGACAUUUCUUCUCGGGCUUCGAUCGUUAAAUUUGUCGCAUAAUAUUUUAACGGGAAGGAUUCCUGAGAAUAUAGGUUCUAUGGAAUUAUUAGAGUCCAUUGAUUUCUCUGCAAACCAUCUUAUUGGUGCAAUCCCUCCAAGCAUGGCAAGUUUGACAUUCCUAAGUCACUUAAACUUGUCCAAUAACAACUUGACAGGUGAAAUACCACUAAGCACUCAGUUCCAAAGUUUUAAUGCAUCUUGCUUUGUUGGCAACAAUCUUUGUGGGCCUCCACUUGUUCACAAUUGCAGUGUAAAUGAUGCAACACCUACUUCUAGAAAUGGAGGAGGCAAUGAAGGCAAGGGAGGCAAGGGACCUGAGGUGGAUUGGUUUUAUGUGAGCAUGGCACUUGGUUUUAUUAUAGGCUUUUGGGGUGUAUUUGGUCCUGUACUGUUCAAAAGGUCAUGGAGAUUGGUAUGCUUUGAGUUGAUGGAUAGAAUGUGGCAUAAAUUCUGUGUUCUUAUAGGUAUGUGAAAAUAGAUGUUAUUUUAAUUGAGUGGUGAUUAUCAUUCAACUGUAGACUAAGCUGUAAUUUUAUUCUGCAAAAGUUGAUUAUAUGAAUGAUAUCUAAAUCAUAGAUAUUUGCUUGCA
This is a messenger RNA of Cornus florida, 3401 nucleotides long. Its product is annotated as receptor-like protein EIX1. Lineage: Eukaryota; Viridiplantae; Streptophyta; Magnoliopsida; Cornales; Cornaceae. The transcript has a single exon. The record is from RefSeq and is a predicted model, not a curated record. Gene Ontology annotation, molecular function: protein binding. Bases 96 to 3284 code for a protein of 1062 amino acids.